AACAGCUGCGGUGUGCGCAUGCGCCUCAGCUGUCACGAUUCGACCAUCGCUGCGGCUUCUGCGGUGGAAACAUGGCGAUGCGGGCGCUCAGAGGGAUGGUGAACGGGGCCAUGACCGAGUUUUCAUCGGCCGUCAGCGGGAACAGACCGACGGCCGCCGCUCCGGUCCACCCGGCCGCCGCCUCCGCCUCCAGGGAGCAUGCGAUGGCUGUGAGCCGGGAUUACAUCUCCCAGCCCCGCCUGACCUAUAAAACUGUUUCUGGAGUCAAUGGUCCUCUGGUGAUCUUGGAUCAAGUCAAGUUUCCAAAGUACGCUGAGAUUGUCCAUCUCACUUUGCCUGAUGGUACCAAGAGGAGUGGGCAGGUGCUGGAGGUCACUGGCUCCAAAGCUGUGGUGCAGGUGUUUGAGGGCACUGCAGGCAUCGAUGCAAAGAAGACCAGCUGUGAAUUUACUGGAGACAUCUUACGGACACCUGUCUCUGAGGACAUGUUGGGGCGCGUGUUUAACGGCUCUGGCAAACCCAUCGACAGAGGACCGGCAGUGCUGGCAGAAGACUUCUUGGACAUCAUGGGCCAGCCCAUAAACCCCCAGUGUCGCAUCUACCCAGAGGAGAUGAUCCAGACCGGCAUAUCUGCCAUCGAUGGCAUGAACAGCAUUGCUAGGGGACAGAAAAUCCCCAUCUUCUCUGCUGCUGGGCUGCCACACAAUGAGAUCGCAGCUCAGAUCUGUCGACAGGCCGGUUUGGUGAAGAAGUCCAAGGACGUGAUGGACUACAGUGAGGACAACUUUGCUAUUGUUUUUGCAGCCAUGGGGGUCAACAUGGAGACUGCCAGGUUCUUUAAGUCAGAUUUUGAGGAAAAUGGAUCUAUGGACAAUGUCUGUCUGUUCCUCAACCUGGCCAAUGACCCCACCAUUGAGCGAAUCAUCACUCCCCGUUUAGCUCUGACAUCAGCGGAGUACCUGGCCUAUCAGUGUGAGAAGCACGUCCUGGUUAUCCUCACCGACAUGAGCUCCUACGCCGAGGCCCUUCGAGAGGUGUCUGCUGCCAGAGAGGAGGUGCCGGGCCGCCGAGGUUUCCCUGGCUACAUGUACACUGACCUAGCCACCAUCUAUGAGAGGGCCGGCAGAGUAGAGGGCCGCAACGGCUCCAUCACCCAGAUCCCCAUCCUCACCAUGCCCAAUGAUGACAUCACCCAUCCUAUUCCUGACCUGACCGGUUACAUCACUGAGGGACAGAUCUAUGUGGACAGACAGCUUCACAACAGACAGAUCUACCCCCCCAUCAAUGUUCUUCCAUCUCUCUCUCGACUGAUGAAGUCUGCUAUUGGGGAGGGAAUGACCCGCAAAGACCACUCUGAUGUUUCCAACCAGCUUUAUGCAUGCUAUGCCAUAGGGAAAGAUGUGCAGGCCAUGAAGGCGGUGGUGGGAGAAGAGGCUCUUACUGCUGAUGACCUGCUAUAUCUGGAGUUCCUUACCAAGUUUGAGAAGAACUUCAUUUCCCAAGGAGCCUAUGAGAACAGGAGUGUGUUUGAGACUCUGGAUAUCGGAUGGCAGCUCAUGAGGAUCUUCCCCAAAGAAAUGCUGAAGAGAAUCCCUCAGAACACCCUGGCUGAGUUCUACCCCCGGGAAUCCAAACAUUAGCUACACACACGUGCACACACUCCACUUCCUGUCCUCUAAUCCGGCUGAGGCCUCACUCUGUAUAUACAGUGUAGUGUUGUGACGCUGUAACCAUGCCGAUGCUUGCUGCUUUCAUCUGACGUUGAGGGUAAAUCAUCCCGGCAUAAACAGAAGGAGAAAAAAAGAAUGGACUUUUAGAAGUUUGUUUCCAGAGUAAAUGUCAAGAGCUUCUGUGGAGAAUAAUAUAUACAUUAAAUGUGUGUCAAGAAAAUGAUUUGGACAUAAUUCAUAAAAAGAUUUAUGACUUAUAGAGUGGCAGAGUUUAAGUCCAACUGAGGGCUCGGUUCUGAAGUAUACGGGAGCGUUAUUAUUUACUGAAUGUCUGCAUCAUUUCUGUCAUCGCAUGAAGAAAACUAUGUGCUUUGUGUGUUCCUGUCCGUGGCAUAGAAAAUCUGAUUGAAUCUCAGGAAGUCAGAGUGAGCUAGAGUUGAAUAAAAAUACCAAAAGAAAACUGCAGAAAAGGAGCAAGUUAGUAAAUCAAACAGCUUCAUUUUGAUAAUGUAAACUUCAUUAAACUCACCUUGUUCUGCUGGGCCCAGUUUUGUUCUUCUAACUGGAGCAUUUAAACUUUUGGUUAGACUCUCUUACCAGUUGCAAACAUAUCCUGUAUAGAUGGUUUUAUAACAGUGAUCUGGGUGCAGUUGUUCCUGUGUAUUGUUGAUAUCAUUUUGUAAAUUUGCUCCAUUGUUUACUAUGACAGCUCACAUAAAGAAAAGCAUAAAAAAUGCUUUAGAAUACCAAAUAAACAGGCCUGAGCUUCUCAAAAGCUUCUGAGAAUUUUUGAUUCCCAUAAAAAUUUCUGCCAUUCAGCAGCUUUGUCAAGUAUUUAAUCUGUCAUAAAGAAACUGUUUGUUGCUCUGAGUUUAUAACCAGCAAGGUAGAUGGAUGCAUUUUAACGCUCAUAUCAGUAUAAAAUCAGAUAACAAGCCAGCCGAUCCAUUCAUGGAAACACAAUCCAUUCCUGGUUCCUUCGGCUUUUCUUGACAGAUUCUUGUUAUGGAGGUGUCAGUCAGAACGGGCUCUCAUCCAUAGGACAGCCUGAGCUGUGCAGUUCCAUUUCCCUUUACAUAUGACAGAAAAAACAGGACAACAUCCAUUUACCAUGCAAACAAAGACACUGGGUUAUGGAGACAAAUCUGUCUCGUUUAGAACCAGACCAGAGAGAAAGAACCCAGAUUGCAGCUGCAGAACUGACCAAAUUUAAUUUACAAUUCUGUUAACAUUUCUUUCAAAAUGAACAGGUUCUCCUUACUUUGUGUACGAUUAGAGCACACAUUUAAGAUCUGAUGGGUCUGACAGAAAGUCAGCUGAUACCUUGGGCUGUCCCUGAAUAGACCAUCAACAUCAUAGAAUGAAUUAUACAUUUAAGAAUGUACUGAAAUUGAAUGAUCUCACCUCAAUCUUUUCUCUUUUUUUGGGUGGAAAUCUGUUAAAUGUUCAGUUCUGCUCUCAGCACUUGUCAUAUUUGAUUUAGAUCAUGUCAGAUAUGAAGAGAACUCAAUCAAUGAAGCCAAAUUAUAAAAUGUCUUCUGGCCUUCUUAAAAAGCUUUUAAUUUAACCGUUUUUGUUUGAGUCCAAGUAUAAUUAUCACUUUGUUAUAAAGUUCCUUUGUUGCCUUCAGACCAUGAGCUGAAUUACUGUGGAUUGUAUUUGUGUGAGCGUUUGACACUGAUUGUAAACUCAACAUGUUUAGUUGUGUGUUUCGUUGCUGUCUUUAUAUUGAACAUCUGCUGCUGAGUUUUAGUUUUCUCCCUCAGCUCGUCCUGUGAUUGGUUGGAUGUAUACAUCAGAUGUCAUCAGUCAUGUCUACCUUUACUUCUCAAUCAACAGUUCCAACUCUGUAUUUAUAAAAUAUUUAUUUUUCUUCAGAUUUAUUUCUAUCAUCAUUUAAAGACAUUAGAUGUAAGAUAAAAAAGUUCAUUUCAAAGUUUAUAUGUAGGUUAUAGUUUUAUAACCUGAGGGAUUCAGACUGCUUUGUUGCACAUUGAUUGGACAGUAUGAUGGUGACAGACCCUCGUUGUCUGAUCAGAGCUCUUUUUUGUUGUAGUGAUUAUUGUUCUGAUGGUCCUUUUAAGCCAGUCAUGCCUGAAGUUAAGCUGCCUGGGUUUUAACAAUACGCUCCAUGUGUUGGAAUGUUGGAUGUCUUUAGGUCAUGAUUGUGUAAAGUAAUGUCUGUUCCUGUUCUCUGUGUACAAGUCGUUUUAAAAUCUCAUUCAUCUGUGUAAACUGUUUGUGGUUAUGUGCUGUGAGCUUAUUGAUUGGUUCAGAAGAAAGUGCAUGCUUUGUUACUAAAUGUCUCUUGUCGUUGCCUCGGGUUUCAUGUCUGACUGUGAAAUAAAGGCUGCUGCCUCAGUA
Molecule: messenger RNA, 4034 nt
Organism: Poeciliopsis prolifica (blackstripe livebearer)
Lineage: Eukaryota; Metazoa; Chordata; Actinopteri; Cyprinodontiformes; Poeciliidae
Gene: atp6v1b2b
Product: ATPase H+ transporting V1 subunit B2
Exons: 14
Coding region: 72-1640 (522 amino acids)
Biological process (GO): proton transmembrane transport; ATP metabolic process
Cellular component (GO): proton-transporting V-type ATPase, V1 domain
Molecular function (GO): proton-transporting ATPase activity, rotational mechanism; ATP binding
Source: RefSeq, a predicted model, not a curated record